Molecule: messenger RNA, 5708 nt
Organism: Pelagomonas calceolata
Lineage: Eukaryota; Pelagophyceae; Pelagomonadales; Pelagomonadaceae
Source: the annotation of a GenBank genome assembly
GCCAAAGCGCAAUAAAAGGCUGAGGACUCGCUCUAUGCCAAUUGCACCAGCGCGCGGCGCUGGGGGGCGGCGCAGAGGCUUGGAAUCUUUCGAUACGCGACAGCCAAGGCAGGGAUAGUGCAACGGGCGCCCCGGACGCUGCGGCGCCAGAGCGCGCGGGUCCGGAGGCGAAACCGCAAUAGAACGCAAUAGACACACUAUGAGCGAGAACGGACCGCCUCAGCCCAACGAGAGGCCGCCAUGGGCGUCCGGCGCCGACUUCCAGGCCCCAGGGACCCAGCCACCACCCCAGGCCGCGCCGCCGUGGGCGUCGGGCGCGCCCUACGUCCAGUAUCCCCCACCGGGAGCUCUACCGGUCGUGCCCCUGCAGCAGUACCCGCCACAGGGCAUGCCCUACGCGCCGCAGUUCGUGCCGAACGCGCCCAUGCUGUAUGCCGUGCCUCCGAUGAUGCAAAUGCCGCCACAACAACCGAUGGAGGAAUCGAGCUCGUCGGAGGAGGAGGAGGACGACGAAGAAGACGAGCACGACGACUUCCUGACGGGGGCGACGCCGCCUUCCUCGCCACGAGCGAGUGCUACGAGGCACGUCAAGAUUCGCCUCAAAAUCGACGGCGCGUCGGUCCAGGAGAACGGCAACGAAUUGGCACCCUUAGCAUGUGCUCUGACGGGCCAGCGGUCGUCCGGCGCGCCCUUGGGUGGGAACCGGUGGGGGGCCGUGGGGCAACCUUCCGCGGCGCCAAUUGCAAGGCAAAAUCUCGCGUCGAUGGGUGUUGAUGAGAGAAACAAAGCUUGUGUCGAGGCUCUGGAAAGGUACGUCGUCGCCUGCGGCGGGUCGGCGGAUUUGGUGAAGAAUUGGACGGUAACGCAACAGCGUCCUCGAAUUGCGUCGACGGCGUGUCGCGUCGAUGGCGUGUCGCGUCGCGUCGAUAGCGUCGGCGCGUCGCGUCGAUGGCGUCGCGUCGCGUCGACGGCGUCGCCGCGUGGCAUCGACGGCGUCGCGGCGCGUCGAUGGCGUCGCCGCGUGGCAUCGACGCGACAUGGCACACCGCGUGAUGGCAUCCUCACGCCGUCGCCGCGAUAGACGCACCAGAGAGCUAGGGAGCGCCCGCACGCCGUCGCCGCGACACGCAUCACCCGCAGGCCACGGUAGAAACGAGGAAAGAAGGCGACACGGCGGGAACCUACGAUGUGUACUACUUCGAUCCCGCGGGCAAGCGCUACCGCUCCCGAGCAGAAGUAGCGAGAGCCUUCUUCCUCGCCGUGCCGCAGCGCCGGACGAAGGCGACGUCGACGUUCGGGAGGACGAAGAAAGGGCGACGGCGAGCGGCGCACGCGAAGCGCUUCGCGGCGUGCACGCAGCACCUCCGAGCGGCUUUGGGUCGCGUGCUAGAUGAUGAACAGGAGGCCAUCAACCCCGACGUGUUGAAGAAGCAGCACGCGGAAGCCGAUGAUCGUGGUAGUAAAUCAGUAGCCGCGGCCAACGCGAAAGCCGAACGGUUACGCGAGAAGCUGGAGGAUGCGAGAGAAAAGGAGGCCGGCGCGCGCGGUCGGCUCGCCGAGGCGACGGAGAACCUCAAGGAGACGCCGCUGCCCGACGCGUCUCCCGAAUUGUUAGCAGCGGUCCACAAGGCCGAGAACCAGCCCCCGGGCUCCGUGCCCAUCCACGAGACGGACCUCCAGCUCGCGUAUCGCAUAGAGCAGUACCAGGCGGCGCGGGACCGGCGGCAGUGCUGUAUCAAUGAUAUCGAGCGCGAGGGGAGGGUCUCGAAGCGGCUCGGCGAGUGCACGCUCAAGCUCGAGGAGCUCUACCAGGAAGCGAGACUAGCUGCGGAGAAGCGCGCCCAGCAGGAGGAGGAGCGCAAGGCGAAGCGCAAAGCGAAGGAGCGCGACGCGCUCCAGCGGUCGCGGGCGCCGCGCAAAAAGCGCGUUUCUGUGGAUGCUCCUGUUCAACGACGCGGCAAGCAGAAGUACCCCAUUGACGAUUCGUUAUUAUCUGAAGAGCCUCCUGUUGAAUUGGCUGAGAGGCCUCAGACCCAAGACCCUUGUGUGGAAUUGUUAAGAGGCCUGCCUCCAGACAAGGUCGGGGAUGUGCUCGCUAUUCAUGCUUUGUUGAAGGCCGUGGCGGCUCGGAGAACGGCCAAGGGUCUCAAAAGAGGCCGACCCUCGACCGGUUUAGAUCUAGAGGAGUCGCCAAAUCAGCCGCCCCCUUUGCAUGCCUUCGCGGCCGCAUUAGCCUCACCUCUCAAAACAUUACCAGGACCGAGGGGAGCCUUGGAACCGCUGCGACGGGCCCACUCCUGCCUCCUCGAGGUGCUCCUAGACGACGCCUCAGCUGAUGAUUAUUGGUCUCCACCCGCCGUGAAGGAGGACCCGGGCUAUUUUGGGGCCGAUUCCGACGACGACGGCGGCUUCCGGUAUCCAGCAGCAAAAACGACGAAGUUAAGGGCGAGGCAGCACCCCUGGGCGCGCGUCGCGCGACGGUUCUCGCGUGCCGCUACGAAGCGGUUGAGCGAGGACCCGCCCGACGAACAACCCUCAGAACGGGUCUGGGACGUUGUGAGGACGACGGAAGAAGUAGUAGCGGAGCUAAAACGAGGCAACGAGGCCGACGCGGACACGAGGCGAUGGGUGUCCGCGUGCGACCAGGCGUCGUCGGCCUGCGCGCAAGACGCGCUGCGGUGUGCCGCUAGGUUUACUACUUUGCGAAGUGCUCGGAACUUGUUGGAACACCUCUCAAAUUUGUCUGCUGACGAACGUAAGACAGGUGCAUUAGCACUGGCUAGUGCCGCUCGCGACGCGCGGCCGAAGUGCUGGACCGGCCCCGCCGCGGACAGAGACGCAGCACGAAGAGACGACGCCGAGUCGGCGGCGCGGACCUGGGCUUCUCACUUAGCUGAUACAACUCAAGUCAACCACAAAGCCAGAGAGGAGACUAGAAGGGCCCGAGCGGAAGGCUGGCGCGUCGAAGGGAGCGAGUACCUCGGCAGAAGUGUGCGACGAAGCGUCUUGGAUGCCACCGGCAAACCAAUAUCUCAUAGUGAAGGGGCGGUCCGAGGGUGGCUCGACGCCUCUAGAAGCGACUACAACGACUCUGAGGGAAAACCAGCAGCUCUGUGGCACGUCUACUUUUCUUCCGGAGAACUCGAGGGUGAUGAAGAAGAUUUGGAACUGUGCGCUCGCGGCGUCUUCACGCCGUCGACGCGACUCGACACAUGUCACACGCAGGUCCGAGUUACUUGAGUCAUUGGUACCCAAAUCGGACGACACGGACGACGAACAGCCCAUGAAGCUCCCACCGGUCCCGCGCGCGAAGAAAGUAAAUGAAGACGACGACGAGAAGAAGAAGGACCGGCGGUCCGCGACGCGGCGUCUCCAGUGACCUUGAACUUGACGUGGUCUGACAGUGUCCGUGCCACGCAGGCGAGGGAGAAAGGCCAAAAAAACUAUUUUGGAGGAAUAUGGCGAGGAGCGCGAGAAGGUUUUGGAGAAGCUCGGUGGCUCGAAGGCCGCUCCGUUCCCGCGGGACGCCGUCCAGGAGGCGCUCGUGUUAGAUGCCCACGACCGCGCCGCGGCGAAGAAGCGCGCGCUCGUCGAGGACGUGCCGCCGCCGCCUGUUUUCGACCCGUUCGAGGACAACCUCGUGCGUGCCAGCGUCCUUCAUUCGUGGCGAUGGCGUCUCACUUUAAUCAACGCAGGACGCGCCGCCCGCCCCGCCGCCGCCCGCACCUCUUAGAUUGCCGAGACCGCCGCAGCAAGCCGUAGGACCGAAGACCUGGGCUUGCCUCGCCGGCGCCGUCGGCGCGCGCCUCGCGCAGCGCGACGAGGCGCCGCAAGCGUUACAUCGAGCAAGCAAGUGGCUCUCCGAGGGUUAUCCAUAUGGUGGCCUCGGCACAAGAGAAAGAGUAGCCGUGCUCAAGGCCUUAUGCGACGCCUACGCCUCGUCCUACGGCUGCGCUACGCUCGUAGAUGAAGCGUCGGAACUACGAGCCUUACGCGACGCCAAGGCCGAGGCCGACGAACGAGAGAGAAAACGAACACUAGCCGAAAAAGAAAAAGAAACCGCAUCACAAGUACGAGAAAAGCUCGCGCUCGAGAUGGGCUGCGACGUCCCUCCGGAAAUCGACGAAAAGAAGCCUAGGAAAAAAUCGAAGAAAGCUUCCGGUGAAGGGAAGCGGCCGCGGCCGCGGCCCGGGGCCGCGCCGCCUCCUUUGUCGGCGUUGCUGGACCACCUCAUCAAUAUAGAUGCUCCAUGCUCAGUAGAACAGAGAAAUCCAAAAUUACCUGGUUCGAGGGUCCACGCUUUAUAUGAGCGCUAUCGAAGCGCUACUACCAUCAAGGAGAUGCUGCGACUGGGCGCGCGGCGAGGCGAUAUCUUCAACGACGUCGCGCGGGGGUAUACGUCGCUGACGACACCGCUACAUGCGCGACAAUAUACGGCUUGUAGAGCUAUGGGAGAAGAUGAUCCUAUACCAGAUUUCGCUACCUUUUGUGUGGACGGCUCCAUGCCGUCGCCCGACGAGGAAGUGGCUCAAGCGACGACGGAUCUGCAGCCUAGUUCCCAGAAUUCUUCACCUAGAGCGUCGCCUCCGGCCCAGGUCGCCGCGCCUACUCGCCAUCGGUUCAGAGCUGAAAUAGCCCACGCACGGGCCGUGGACGCCUGUGGCGGCGGCGAUAUCGAGUUCGUGGCGUCCAUUCCUGCCUUGGAGCGGAAGGAGAGCGAGUGGGGGUUGCAACAACGAACUGAGACAUUGCGAGACGCGCGGCGCAAGUGCAUUGUUACUCUCAGAGACGCCUGCAAGCCCGGCGACCACGGCGUCGACGUCCAAGCGUUGAAGACUGCUCUUGAACAAGCGCGUUCUGACGAAGUGCUGCUCGAAGGCUUAGUUCCCGAGGAAGAAGACGAUACACCUCCACCGCCGCCGAAGGGCCAGGACGACCCGGCGCCGGGCUGGUUCCGGAAAUGUGAACCUAGGAAGUCCUCGGACAAAGUGGAUGUGUACUACUACCCCCCGGACGGCGUGCAGUUGCGGUCGCGGCCGGACGUCCGACGGUAUUUCGAGGGCAAGCUUCUGUGUGGGAAUCAACCAGUGUGUCGCGUGCGACAGGCGUCGCGUCGAUGGCGUGGAGGGCAUGAUUGGGCCGUGGGAGGAGACGCGCCGCGACAUUGAUUUCCACACAGGCAAGCCUCACAUGGCUCAGAUUGGUGAUCGUGUGCUCGAUCCGCAAGUCGACUUCUGCUUCUCCGAGGAGCCCGUGCCGAAGGUGCCUGUCAUUCCUCCGAAGCGCUGGGUCUGUCGAGAAGUGGCCGACGCGUGCGAGGCUCUCCGAGACGCCGAGGCGAAGUUUGAAGAGAUAGCGCGUCGCCGGGCGAAGGUGCGGGACGUGCGCGCGCGAGCUCUACCGCGCCUCGAGCCGCUCGGUUAUGAUAGGAACAAAAACGCCUAUUGGGUGUUUCCUAGACGGGAUACUUUACAGAUGGAGGCCGUGCCUCGCCCGCGGCCGUCGUCGCCGCUCCGAAUCUGGGUCGAGGACCGGAGCGGCGCGGCGCCGGCCUGGUCCUUCUACGAAGGGACCGAGACGCUGAAGCAAUUGGCGGCCUCGCUUGAUGACAGAGGUGUGAGGGAGCGGGCGCUGAAGGACGCGCUGGCGGACCACCUGCCGGUCUUCGGGCUGGACGACGUCGACGACUAAGAUUUAUUAUUAUUCUA